UUGGCUUGCGCCGAUCACGUUUUGAUCUUUUUGCAAGAUAUGCACGAACUGGUUGCCCUUUUGAAUCUCGUCGAAAUCUAUGAUCAGGCAUCCAAUGCACGGGUCAACCGGGAUAAAACGGUUGCUGCCUCUCUAUCAGGCGCGGACCAGCCUCGCUGGCGCCGCUCUUUACUCUCAGCGGGUGUCACUUAA
Molecule: messenger RNA, 192 nt
Organism: Zychaea mexicana
Lineage: Eukaryota; Fungi; Mucoromycota; Mucoromycetes; Mucorales; Lichtheimiaceae
Exons: 1
Source: RefSeq, a predicted model, not a curated record